AUGGCGGAUUCUAGCGAGAAAUUUCAAAUCGAUCUUUACUACGAUGUUAUUUCACCGUAUGCAUGGAUCGCAUUUGAGUCUCUUCUCCGCUACGAAAACGUAUGGCCGAUCAAAGUGAAUUUAAAGCCGUUUUCUCUCCGAAGAAUCAUGCAGUCUAGCGGCAAUAGACCGCCCGGCUUAGUGCCUGCAAAAAGUUUAUACAUGUUGAAAGAUCUUGAGCGGAACAACGCCUUUUGGAAUAUGAAGCUAAAAGCUCCGAAGAAGUUCAUGCAGUGGAUUAAAACAAAAACAAGUGAAGAUGCAAUGAAAUUGCUACUUGUGAUACAGAAGGAAAAAUCCGAGAAGCUUGAGACAGUUAGUCGAGAAUUUUGGAAGCGAAUAUGGACAAACGGUGAACCGAUUUUCGAACAGAAGGAUUUCGAGAAGGUAUUGGUGGCUAGCGGCAUCACUGACACUGCUCGCUAUAUCGACAAAAUAUCCGACGUAACCAUCGAAACAGAACUCCAGAAAAACACAUUGGAUGCCAUUGAUUCCGGUGCUUUCGGCGCUCCAUGGAUCAUUGUACACAAAGACGGAGAGGAGCACGCAUUCUUUGGAUCUGAUCGUUUGCACCUUAUCGGACAUCUUUUCAAGGAGAGAUUCCACGGUGGACUUAAGCACUUUGCGAAACUGUAA
Messenger RNA from Necator americanus (New World hookworm), 675 nucleotides. RefSeq lists its product as uncharacterized. The record is from RefSeq and is a predicted model, not a curated record. The coding region runs from base 1 to 675 and encodes 224 amino acids. NCBI's taxonomy places the organism in Eukaryota, Metazoa, Nematoda, Chromadorea, Rhabditida, Ancylostomatidae. Gene Ontology annotation, molecular function: glutathione transferase activity; glutathione peroxidase activity. Gene Ontology annotation, cellular component: mitochondrion; peroxisome. The transcript has 7 exons. Gene Ontology annotation, biological process: glutathione metabolic process.